UUUGUGACCAUAACUGGGAACACCUGCAUCGCUGUGCUGGUGGUGGUUAAUCAGCACCUCCACACCCCAAUGUACUUAUUCCUGGGCAAUUUGGCCUGCUUGGAAAUCUGCUACAGCUCCAGUAUCUUGCCAAGGAUGGUGCUCCACUAUGCAGAUGGAGACAGGCGCAUUUCAGUCAGGGGGUGUUUCACAUAGUUCUAUUUCUUCGGCUGCUUGGCAGCUGCAGAGUGUUACCUGCUGGCCGUAAUGUCCUAUGACUGGUACCUUGUGGUGUGUGAGCCCCUGCAUGACCCAUCCCGCAUGGACACCAAGCUCUGCCUCCGGUUGGGAGCUGCAUCCUGGGUCAGUGGCUUUCUAUCCAAUUCCAUACUAAUGUUCCUGAUCUCGAAUUUGGAUUUCUGUGGGCCAAAUGAAAUCGACCAUUUUUUCUGCGACUCCUUGCCAGUGAUGAAACUCUCUUGCAGUAACACACGGGUGGCAGGAUUUGUCACUUCUGUAGUGGCAGGUGUGUGCUCGCUGCCUCCAUUCCUGUUGACCUUCUCAUCCUAUCUCUACAUCAUUGUCACAGUUGUGAGAAUUCCUUCUGCCACUGGAAGGAAAAAGGCCUUUUCCACUUGCUCCUCACAUCUUACUGUGGUGAUUAUAUUUUACUGGUCAAUAUUAGCUGGCUACGUACUCCCUUAUCAUGAUACCCACAUAUUGCCAAACAAAGUCUUCUCUGCUUUUUACACCAUUUUCAUUCCCUUGGUCAACCCUCUCAUCUACAGUAUGAGAAACAAAGAAAUAAAGAAAGCUCUGCAGAAGCAUAUGAGAGAAUUGUUUGCUUUCUGUGACAAAAAAUAA
This is a messenger RNA of Myiozetetes cayanensis, 843 nucleotides long. RefSeq names its product olfactory receptor 11A1-like. Gene Ontology annotation, cellular component: membrane. The record is from RefSeq and is a predicted model, not a curated record. The annotation marks the transcript as partial. NCBI's taxonomy places the organism in Eukaryota, Metazoa, Chordata, Aves, Passeriformes, Tyrannidae. Gene Ontology annotation, biological process: G protein-coupled receptor signaling pathway. Gene Ontology annotation, molecular function: olfactory receptor activity. The transcript has a single exon.